AGCAAACGGAGGAACCGUUGGAGCGGGGACGGUAAUUUUUCACACCGUUCUUCUCAUCCUGAAUGCUUUCUUGAGGCAAGGCGAAGAGGAUUGCGAGAGAGCGGCGGAAGGAUAUGUAAAAGUGAAAGGAGAGCUUAGACCCUGGCUCUGGGAAAGCGAAUGGAAGCUGGAAGUAGUUCCGGCUAUAAAUAGGCCCUCCCAGUUGGAAUCCCUCCGCGGGUGUCAUCGUCGCUUCGGAGGAACCUCAGUUUGGAAGAAGGCGGCGAAGAGGAAGCAGCGAAGGGCGGAAGCAGCCGCCGCGGAGGGUUUCUCUUAAGGACAAACAGUGUGGUGUUGCAUGCAGGCUUUAGUAGUAGAGCGCAACUGACUACCAUGUGCUAGGAUACGAAGUUUGUGGAUUCUUUUACUCGUGCUUCUGGAUUAUAAAGAAGGAAACCGUUAAAAUGGGGAGGAAGAAAAUACAGAUCACAAGAAUAAUGGAUGAACGGAACAGACAGGUGACCUUCACAAAAAGGAAGUUUGGAUUAAUGAAGAAAGCCUAUGAACUGAGUGUGCUUUGUGACUGUGAAAUAGCACUCAUCAUUUUUAACAGUUCUAACAAACUCUUUCAGUAUGCAAGCACGGAUAUGGACAAAGUUCUACUCAAAUACACAGAGUACAAUGAACCGCAUGAGAGCAGAACCAACUCAGAUAUCGUUGAGACUUUAAGAAAGAAAGGCCUUAAUGGUUGUGAGAGCCCUGAUGCUGACGAUUACUUUGAGCACAGUCCACUAUCGGAGGACAGAUUCAGCAAACUAAAUGAAGAUAGUGAUUUUAUUUUCAAGCGAGGCCCUGCUCUGAACAAGAAAGAAAACAGAGGGUGCGACAGCCCGGACCCUGACACCUCAUAUGUGCUCACGCCACAUACAGAAGAAAAAUAUAAAAAAAUUAAUGAAGAGUUUGAUAAUAUGAUGCGGAAUCAUAAAAUCGCACCUGGGUUGCCUCCACAGAACUUCUCAAUGUCGGUCACUGUUCCUGUGUCCAGCCCCAAUUCUUUAACCUACAGUAAUCCUGGGAGCUCCCUUGUAUCUCCAGCACUGGCAGCAAGUUCUACCUUGACAGACACAACCAUGCUGACCCCUCCUCAAGCCUCAUUGCAUCGAAAUGUAUCGCCUGGCGGUCCUCAGAGACCACCAAGCACAGGCAGUGCAAGUGGUAUGUUGGCCACAACAGAUCUCUCAGUGCCAAAUGGAGCUGGUUCCAGUCCAGUGGGAAAUGGCUUUGUGAACUCCCGCGCUUCGCCAGGCCUGCUUAGCAGCACUGGCAGUGGAAAUGGUCUAAGCAAAGUGAUGCCUACAAAAUCCCCCCCUCCCCCUGGAGGGGGAAACCUUGGAAUGAACAAUCGAAAGCCAGAUCUGCGAGUAGUCAUCCCACCAUCUAGCAAAGGCAUGAUGCCUCCAUUGAACACACAACGGUUAAGCAGUUCUCAGUCUACACAACCUCUUGCAACACCAGUUGUGUCUGUGACAACUCCAAGCUUGCCCCCACAGGGACUGGUUUAUUCUGCCAUGCCCACCGCCUACAACACUGAUUACUCCUUGACUAGUGCAGACCUGUCAGCCCUGCAGGGAUUUAACUCCCCAGGAAUGCUCUCAUUGGGACAAGUAUCUGCCUGGCAACAGCAUCACUUGGGGCAGGCAGCCCUCAGCUCUCUUGUGGCUGGAGGCCAGUUAUCUCAGGGUUCCAAUUUAUCCAUUAAUACCAACCAAAAUAUUAACAUCAAGUCAGAACCGAUUUCACCUCCUCGAGAAAGAGUGACUCCAUCCACGUUCUCACAACAGCAGCAGCAGCAGCAGCAACAGGCACCGCAACAACAACAGUCUCAGCAGCAGUCGCGGCAAGAAAUGGGGCGCUCUCCUGUUGACAGUCUCAGUAGUUCCAGCAGUUCGUAUGACGGCAGCGAUCGGGAGGAUCCAAGGAAUGACUUCCAUUCGCCAGUCGCUCUGGGGAGACCCCCGAAUUCAGAAGACAGAGAAAGCCCGACAGUAAAGCGGAUGAGAAUGGACACCUGGGUGACCUAAGCUCCCAGUCCCUACUUUUGUUUCUAUUUUUGAGUUAUACCAAUGGACAGUCCUGACAUAUCUAAAUUUAUAAAUAAGGACAUGAAAUAAAUAUUUAUAUGUAUAUACAUACAUGCAUAUAUAUCUUUGUAUACAUAUAUAUGUGUGAGUGUGUGUAGCAAAGACACAAAAAAAGAAAAAUCAGCAGGCACUUAAUACCAACUCCUUGUAUAGCUGCAGAUGCCCCAUGGUUUAAAAGAUAGAAGAACCCUUAUAGGCAGUGGUCUAGUCUGGUGGCACUUAAUCUAGACUUUGUUCCUUGAAUAAUGUUUUGCAGAAGAAAUGUACCCGUUACGUAAUCUACCAAAUUAGAUGGCAGAACCGUGAGGACUUUCCUGUAGUAGUGUUCCCAUGUGUGUUUUCCAACAACUGUGUGGUACCCUGUAGUUAUAAUUAUGCUUUGUAGCAGCAGAGCAGUAGGAAAAGAAAGCAAUACUGUACAUAGAAUGACCUCUAUAUUACCCAAUCUAGCAUGGGUCUCUCUUGCAAAGGGUGCAUGGAGAAGGGCUGGCGUUAUUUUAAAAACAUACCCACACACACACACACCUGUUUUUGCACGUGCAAAAAAUAGUGGUUCAAAUACAGUUUUUUAAACCAAGUGUGUGUGUGUGUGUGUGUGAGAGAGAGAGAGACAUAAAUAAAAGUGCAUGAAAUAUUCAGAAGAUAUUAGCCUAGAAGAUAGUCCAUAAUGAAAAUUUUAAUAUAUUAAGUUAUAAUUGGAAUAUGUUUUAAAAGCUCUUUCUUACGUUCCUCCGACCUUUUUUAAAAUAUAGAAAAAACAGUUUUAGCUCGUGUAUAUUUUUUAUUAAAAGAAAAAAAUACCCUUCUUUGAAGACUAUAUGGAAAAAUUAUAUACAGUACUUUUGAACACAUUCUGCUAUGAAUUAUUUAUACAAGCCAAAGCUGUACGGUGUAGCUUUUUUUUGGUAGAGAAUAAGUCUAACUUGGUCGUUCGUUUGUUUUUUACUGUCUGUCGCUUUUUGGUUUUAGGGGAGGAAGGAAGGAAAAACAAAACCUUGCAGGCAGAACCUUGGGGAAAAAUAAGCCAUGAAUACUUAUUAUUCUAUAUGUAAAUUAAAAUUUGAGCCAAACGUUGUGUAUAUAGCAUCUUAAAUAUAUUAUCACCUUUUGGUGUAAGUACGUAUGUAUUGUACGUUCACCAGAUUUAAAAAAGUAUAUUUUUGUGGAUUGACGCCGACUUGAAGAAAAAAGAAAAAGAAAAAGGCGAGGUCCUUAUUAAGUAGAGUAUUCACUGUUUAAUAUUUACUAUUUUGUUCAAUAUACUGUACUUCCUUUUGGAUUUUAAUUAAUAUUAUCCAGAUUUUUUCAGAGGGUGUUUUAAAACGGGGCCGUCCCCCCUCACUGGUGGUGAAUGUGUGUUGUUAAAAAUUGUACUCUCUAUCUCUCUUUUUAUUUUUGGUGCCGUAUGGUAAAACUUCAUUAUACAUUUUAUAAAUAUAUAUAUAUAUAUACAUAUAUGUGUAUAUAUACAUAUAUAAAUAUAUGUAUAUAGAUAGCAAAGUGAUAGCCCCCCUCUGCGAUUCCCUCCACAGAAAUCCAGCAUCAAAGUUCGUUCUGCAUAAAUAGGAAAAGGUGUCGUAACAUGUUUCUAAGGCGUUAUAUAAAGCUGCCUCUUUUGAUCUGGGUGGGUGGAUGUUUUUGUCCCUCAUCAUUGCUGAAGCAACGGAAACAUACACAGUGGAGCAGAGAAGGGUUUUGAAAUGGUGUUUGGGUUUAGGACAAGUCUUCUGGUAUCUUUUUAAAAGUGCCCACGUCCCCCAGCAAGUGUGUAGCUUAUUACUUUUGAGCUUAUUGCUUCUGCCUCAGGUUAAAAUCUGCUUCACAGGGCUGCAUGAAUUAUUAGUCUUUGGAUACAUGUUUACUACGAGGAGAUGUGAACCGGCCAAGGUGCAUCCGUGGCUCGUCUGCAUAUCCAAAAUAUAUUUCAUAACAGGCAUCUUAAGGCCUGAAUACUUUCAGCAGACUCAACUAAAAUACCCAUUGAACCAGUUAUUGAGUCAACUGCUAUGUAAAUCUCAUUGAUUCUGUAGUUCUUCUCUAGUUGAGACUCCUAGUAGGACCCAGGGCUUAAUGUAUAGAUUUUACAUUUUCAGGGCCAAAGCAGAUGUGAAAUGUGUCUUUGUACUGCUAGUAAAUAAGGCAUUUAAGGCAAACAGCAUCUGUGGAGGGGGUUUAUAGUUAUUGGGAUUGCAAUAUAUAGAUCUACACCUCUUUAUAGAUCCACACCUCUUUCUCUACUACUGCAGUCCUGACAAUCCUCCAGAGCUGUCUUCUUAGAUGGGGAAAAGCCAUUAGCAUUGGUUUCAUUUAAAGAUGCCACCUAUCUCAUGUUUCCUUACUAUAUAUGUAUAUGGAGAGAGAGAGAGGCACAUACUAAAGUAAUACCUGUAGUAAUAGCAGUUCACUUGUCUAACAUUUUGUAGAAGAAAGUAAAACCUGGUUUAGCAAUGGGCACUCUUAAUUUUAUUAAUUAUUAUUAAUUUUAUUAAUUGGAUUAUUUCUUGCAAAAAUUAGGUAGUCCUCUGAAUUGCACAGGCCCUGUUGCAUUGUUACUGAAUGCUGGCAAGUAGUGGCCUGAGUAGAACUUGUUUAUGUGAAUCAGGUUUACAUCCUGUAGUCCCCAUGUCACUGUUGGGGAGCUGCUUCCUAGGAUGAUGCCCAUACAUACAGGCAUGCUACAUUUGAGAGCAUGUGCCUCCUAUGUGGAUUACAUGAUUAAAUUGCAUGAUUAGAAUGACUUGAAAAAUCUAGUUUAAACAUGAACCUUUGAAAUUAUGAGCUGAGAUUUAUGAGAUACCAAAAUAAUUUUUCAGCAAAGAGGCUAGAAUUUCCUUGGAGAAGAAUAGCAGCCCUGUUUCACACACAGAUAAUUUUGAUGUAGCGGAGCAUGCUUAAUUUUAGUUCUUCAUUGCCAGUAAAUACGUUUUAAGGCAAUCUAAAUACUCUUUAAUGUCUGUAAAAUGUAAACCACAUCAUGUAUGGUCUCAUGGGAAGGAGGUAUUCUGUCAAAGUUAAAGGGUAAGCUUUUCCCUCUGUAAGAUUCUUUCAUCUGCCCUCUCCUUCAUCGAUGUAUAAACUGUACAUGCUGCUAGAAGACUGUGUUUUCUGGCUGGAUCUACAGUAUUUUCAUUUUUUAGAAAGUUGUGUGUGUGUGUGUAUUCCCUUCAUAAUUCUUCAGCAUUGCAAAGAUCCCAUAGACACGAGGUACAGCCACAUUUCUUGAUUGGGUUGAUGAGAAAAUGUGUCCAGGUUUGGUCAGCUCACUUGCCUAUCCCAAACACCGCUUCAUAGAUCCUUCUGAUGUUUUCAAAGGGUAUGUUGCCAAUCACUAUUUAUGCACCUACAUGAACUUUGCUGUACAUUUGAAUGGGAGUUCUACAUUUCACAUUUACUGUCUGAUUUCUUGUGUGCCUUAAUGAGAUGGCUUUGCUGACUGUAUCUCAAUAGUCUUUAUUCCUAUGCAGGUUUGUAAGGAGUUACAUCACUAUACAUUUUUCUUAAAGAGAAGAAUUUUUUAAAAAGGCUUGGGCUUUGUACUUGAAUCCAGCCAACCAAAUGUGUUUUUGUUUUGUUUUGUUUUUAAAAAAGAAACAUGCUUUCAGAAUCAGACUGUUAACUUUUGUCCCAUCUCCUUGUCCUAGGGAUCAGGCCCUCAUCUCCGUGUCGGAGAACUUCUCAUCGUGAAAAUAAAAAUACUGACUUUAAAAAGGAAAUAAAUUUAACACUAAUAAUGUAACUGUAGACAUUUUGGAUAUCUCACACCUUGAUCCUUUAGGUAAGGUUAGUUGCGACAGUAUGCGGGAUUAAACUAGCAGCAUCCUUCAGUUGGCAUGUGAGUGAGUCAGUGUUUCUAUACUGCCAUUAUGCUAUACCUAUGUACCAAAAUGAUUUGGUUUUGCACUGAAGCGGCUAGCAGUGGUAGCAGAGACUGGGUGGGUGGGUUGUGGAGACACAGGCAAUAAUCCAAAGAACCAUUCAGCUAGUUCCACAUACAUGAAAUAGCUCUGGGCUUGUACCUUGAGCUGUCAUGCUUAGAUAAACACUUUUGAAACAUGAAGGGGGGGUUUCUGCUAUGCCUAGAAAGGUGGGUUUUUUGGGGGGGGGGAUUGGGGAAGGGGGUUCUCUUUAAUGGUGCAGUGAAAUACUGGCCAUUGGCAAGGUCCUCAGCUUUGGCAUUGACAGCCCUAAGGCCCAGGAUUUUAGCAACACAUUGAUACUGACCCGAAAUGUAAGGAAACGUGUGGUACCUUGGGUUGGGCUUUCGUUGCCUGAAAGAGUCCUUAAUGCCAAGCUCUCUGCUUGUGAAAAGGUAGGCAUAUCAAGCAUGUUGCCUUUUCAUAUUCAGGGGGCUGAUAGAUCCUGAGGUGCUACUGGCUUUGUGAGGGGGGCAUAUAAUGUGUCUCGCUCAGGUUGGGAUUUGUUUUGGGGGUUUUGCCUUUAAAAACGACAGCCCUGAAAACAAAGAUUAGUGGUGUUUAGGCCAAGAGUGCUGCAGAUUUACAUCUUGCACAAAUCCAAGUUGUUAGAAUGGAGUGUUGUGUGUGGUAGACAUGGCAACACUGACUUUGAUUUGGCAUGCUCUAAUAGCCAAUAUUCCUUUUUUAAAUAAAAGAAGGCAUGUAGGAAACGUUUUAGCUCUAAAGGACACUAAUGCUUUGGCGAGUGUAAUGUGCGCACAAGAAAUACAUAGUAAAUAAGGAACAUAAAUGACUCCUGCCAGAUCAACCAUGGGAAGAAGUUUGAAAUUUAGAAUGUGAAAGACUUAAAAUAUAUAUUAGAAGUUUCCCUCACUUUGCUGUGCAAGAAAACACUGCUUUGCUAUAUUUAAAAAAGAAAAGCUUUUUUUAAAAUAAUAAAAAAAUAUAUGUACUUGGUAAAUGUUUGUAGUCAACAGUUCACAGAUGAAGCUGUUUGCGGUUAAAGCCGCCUGGCGGCACAAGCUGGACUUUGUUGCCAUCUUUGAACGAAUCUUUAAAGGAAAAAAAAAAGUUAAGUUAAUCUCUUUUUCCCUGAAUGUGGUGUUUUUUCUUCAAUAUACAAUAAAUAUUCUAGUGAACUUUUUAUCAAAUGGUUAAGAAAAUGCUAGAGGUUGUUGUAAAAUAUUUGUAUCUUGCAUUCACUAAAGUAAAAAUACUGGCUUUUACUGUGUA
Sceloporus undulatus (fence lizard) is the source of this 7270-nucleotide messenger RNA. RefSeq names its product myocyte enhancer factor 2A (gene MEF2A). The transcript has 11 exons. Gene Ontology annotation, biological process: positive regulation of transcription by RNA polymerase II; heart development; cell differentiation. The record is from RefSeq and is a predicted model, not a curated record. NCBI's taxonomy places the organism in Eukaryota, Metazoa, Chordata, Lepidosauria, Squamata, Phrynosomatidae. Gene Ontology annotation, molecular function: RNA polymerase II cis-regulatory region sequence-specific DNA binding; histone deacetylase binding; protein dimerization activity. Bases 444 to 2060 code for a protein of 538 amino acids.